Molecule: messenger RNA, 1647 nt
Organism: Zerene cesonia (dogface butterfly)
Lineage: Eukaryota; Metazoa; Arthropoda; Insecta; Lepidoptera; Pieridae
Product: organic cation transporter protein-like
Exons: 7
Coding region: 1-1620 (539 amino acids)
Biological process (GO): transmembrane transport
Cellular component (GO): membrane
Molecular function (GO): transmembrane transporter activity
Source: RefSeq, a predicted model, not a curated record
AUGGCUGAGUCAGAGAAGGGGGAGAGAAAAGGGGUGGAUUUGGAUUCUAUCCUGGUGGAAGAAAUCGGCCAGUUCGGGAAAUACCAGAUCCUGACGCUCGCUCUUGCUGCGUUCCCUGUGAUGUUCUCAGCGUUUGCCGCUGGCGAAUAUAUCUUCACAACAGCCAGAGUGCCUUCACGAUGCUUAAUCCCUCAAUGCGACACAGAAAACCCGGAAUACGCUCCGCCAUGGAUACUGAACGCAAUACCGGGCACCAGUUUGGAUAGCUUCGACAAUUGCGAGAAAUACGCGAACAGCUCUACCAUCACCCCGAGAAAUGUUUGUCCAGCUGACUGGUUUAACAGAAACGAAGUGGUUCCGUGUGAUGCCUAUGUAUAUGAGAAUACUCUUAGCGUGGUUUAUGAUUUCGACAUGGCAUGCAACGAAUGGCAGCGCUCCUUGAUAGGCACAAUCCGCACCGUCGGAACCCUCCUGGUCCUCCCGAUAACAGGCUACAUCUCCGACCGCUGGGGGCGCCGCGUCGCCCUCACCAUCAACGCGUUUAACACCGGCUGGAUUGGCCUCGUUCGAUCCUUCGUCAAUACGUACGAAUGGUUCUUGGUGCUGGAAGUUUUGGAGUCUACUGUCGGCGCUGGGGCGUAUUCUUCAUGCUAUAUCUUGGUAACCGAAUUGGUAGGACCGAAGUACAGGGUGAUAGCAGGAGCAACGAUUUCCACUCUAUUUGCAUUGGGUCAAGUGAUCCUUGGGUUCAUUGCUUGGGGAGUCCCAUCGUGGCGACCUCUCACACAAGUGCUAUAUGCUCCACAGCUCUUAGUCGUUACUUACUUCUGGAUCCUAUCAGAAUCAGUACGUUGGCUUCUGAGUAAAGGAAGAUAUGAAGAAGCCGAAACCAUUCUGAAGAAAGCUGCCAAGAGAAAUAACAAGGAGCUAUCUGAGAAGUCGCUGCAAGCUUUGCGUGAUAAUGCGGAAUACGAGAAGACGGCUGAAAAGCCUAAGGAACCGUGGUUGCCUUUGCUUGUGAUUCGGUCAAAGGUCAUUCUUUUUAGAUGCUGCGUCUCACCGAUCUGGUGGAUUACGAACACACUCGUGUACUAUGGAAUGUCUAUUAACGCUGUCAACUUAUCAGGUAACCGAUACUUGAACUACAUAGCUGUUGCAGCAGUAGAGAUUCCAGGAUACUGGACAGCUAUCCUGCUGCUGGAUCGCGUCGGAAGGAAGCCAGUGUUGAUCGGCGCCUACUUCUUGUGUGCUGCGUGCCAGUUUGCUUUUGCCUUUAUGCCAGACGGCAAUGAGGGUCUCUCGUUAGCAAUAUACCUGAUCGGCAAGUACAGUAUAGCGGUGGUGAUGACGUCAGUAUACGUGUAUACAGCGGAGUUGUACCCCACCAAGUACCGCCACAGUCUCUUCGCGUUCUCCUCUAUGAUUGGAAGACUUGGCUCGAUUACAGCACCGCUCACACCAGCUCUGGCGCAAGAAGUAUGGGAGCCAUUCCCAUCUGUACUGUUCGGUAGCUUCGCCGCCCUUUCUGGUCUUCUGAUCUUCACCACACCAGAGACCCUCGGCACCAAGCUGCCUGAUACCAUGGAGGAAGCAGAACAGCUGGGAUCGAGGAGAAUAUAAUCUCUUUUGAUUACUUAUUAAAUUAAA